AUGUCAGAUCCAUACGAACGUGCAAAAGGAGGUAGGUUAUCCUUCAAAGGAGGAACCCUAGCAACUAGGCAAAAAUCCAUUGACAAAAAGCGAAAGAAAAAGAAGAACAAAAUCGAAAACCCUAACCCUAACAUUGAAGAAGAAACCUUAGUAGAAGGAGAAAAAAAUGAAACCGUUGAAGGAUCUGAGUCGUCGGAGUACACAAUUGACGCGGCGAAGAAAAUGAAGUACGAUCAACUUUUUCCGGUUGAGGCGAAGAAAUUCGGUUAUGAACCGAAGAGUAAGGCCAAAUCGAUCGAAGAAGCGCUUGAUGAUCGGGUCAAGAAGAAAGCUGAUCGUUACUGUAAAUGA
Molecule: messenger RNA, 351 nt
Organism: Lathyrus sativus (Indian pea)
Lineage: Eukaryota; Viridiplantae; Streptophyta; Magnoliopsida; Fabales; Fabaceae
Source: the annotation of a GenBank genome assembly